CUUUUAGCCAACAACACAAAGCAACCAAAGCAAGUGAAAAAAAUUGAAAUCAUCAAUCAUGUCUUCUUCUUGUCUUGUUUUGUUUCUUCAUUUUCUCUUGCUUUUAAAAUUCAGUUCCUUAUCUGAUGCUUCUUCUGUCUAUGACUCAUUCAUCAAUUGCCUCUCCACCAAAUCAAUUCCCCAAUCAGAAAUCUCCAAAAUCGUCUACUCCCCAAAUAACCUCUCCUUUAAUUCCAUUUUACAAGCCUAUAUUAGAAAUCGUCGAUUUUUUAACUCCUCCAAAACUUCCAAACCGGCCAUCAUUGUCACCCCUACGGAAGAAUCCCAUGUCGCUGGCAUUGUCCUUUGUACCAAAGAGAUCAAUUUACAGCUUAAAAUUCGCAGCGGAGGCCAUGAUUAUGAGGGCAUUUCAUAUAUGUCGAAUGUACCUUUUAUUAUUCUUGAUAUGUUUAAUCUCCGAGCAAUUUCCAUAGAUGUCAAUGAUGA
Messenger RNA from Capsicum annuum, 486 nucleotides. RefSeq names its product berberine bridge enzyme-like 21. The record is from RefSeq and is a predicted model, not a curated record. NCBI's taxonomy places the organism in Eukaryota, Viridiplantae, Streptophyta, Magnoliopsida, Solanales, Solanaceae. Gene Ontology annotation, molecular function: FAD binding.